AUGAGGGUUAAGGUAUGUGCUUUCGACUCCCUCCUGCUCCCACAGGUGUUCAGGGAAGGGUGCCUCAUUGCGCGCACCGUGUACCUCGGGCUCUUCUCCGACUUCCCCGCCCUCCAUGCUCACAUCGCUGCCAUGUUUGGUCCGGCACUCAAGGCAGGCAGGGAAGGGGGGGCACGUGCACAUGGUACUGAGGGUAAGGGCAGCGGUGGAGAUGAGGGUGGAGCUGGUGCAGUGGGCACUGCUGCUGGAACGGGUGGUGCUGGUGGGACGGGCGGUGCUGGUGCUGCUGGUGACACGGAAAAUGGUGGAGACGCGCUGGCGGGGUGGCGCUUGGUGUACGAAGACAGCGAUGGGGACACGCUGCUUGUGGGCGAUGGCACAUGGACGUGA
This is a messenger RNA of Closterium sp. Yama58-4, 390 nucleotides long. Lineage: Eukaryota; Viridiplantae; Streptophyta; Zygnematophyceae; Desmidiales; Closteriaceae. The record is from the annotation of a GenBank genome assembly.